UGUGUGCAUGCAGGCACGGUGCGUGCGCCAGAACGGGAGAGCGUGCUUAUUUAGAAAGAGCAAACGGGUCGUUCACUGUGGAACGCUCUGACUCGGGAAUGUAAACGGAGGGAUUCUUGACAGCUGAAGUUGACAUGAAAUCAAACGAAUGAAACAUUCAAAAAAUAAAUAAUUUUUCGAAUUUAAUAGAAUUUCUUUUGUUGUAGGUAUAGUUUUGAUUUUUUUUGUUUAAGUGGCUUAUUUUAAAUUUUAUUUAAUCAUAAAACUAUAAUCCUCACGCAGCACCAAGCAGAAAUCAAUAAAUUCGUAGCGACUGGCAGCACUGCCAAAACGCGCAUCAAUUGUCAACAACACAUGUGUUUUGGGGCGACCAACCAGCGGCAUUUGUUUAUUCGAGAAAAGUUUUGAGGAGUGAAUCGUUAACUAAAAAGAAACGAUUAUUUCAAAGAUUUUGUGACGUUCUUUGACAUUGUGAUUUUUCAAACAAUGAAAAGAAACGGAAGUAUUAUUCUCACACAAAAAAAGAAAAGGCAUAUUCAAACCCAUUCGGACGAUGAGGAUGACGAUCGCCUAUACAACAACGAAUCUAACGAUGCCGGUCAAGAGCACGAGGAUGAGGACGACGAUCUAGCCGAUGGAAGUGAGGAAGAACAUGUUUCGGACGAAGAGGAUGAUGACGGGCAGGACUCAAAUGAGGAGGAGGAGGAAGAUGAUGAUGUCCGGAUGGACUCAAAUGAGGAGGAAGAUGUGGAAGCCGACGGUGCGAGUGGCGAAGGCGAAGAGGGCAGUGAGCAAAAUGAUGACGGAGAUGAGACCACCGAAGAAAGCAGCACUGCCAAAAUUCCAACCCCGCGCAACAAGGUGAAACGAGUGAAACCUUUGGUAAAGACAAAGCAAAAGAAAACGGGCGUAAUAUACAUCAGCUCCAUUCCAAAGCACAUGAAUGUGACGAUCCUGCGAUCGUUGCUGGAACCGUUCGGCGACCUCGGACGCAUUUUCCUGCAACCGGCUCAGAAAGAUGGUCAAACUCGGUUGAAAACGGCCAGCGGGAAGUCGGCAAUGAUUAAGUAUACCGAGGGUUGGGUAGAGUUUCUUGAUAAACGCGUGGCAAAAGCGAUUGUGCCGAUGCUAAACAUGCAGCCGAUCACGAACAAGAAGAAGUCAGUGUUUCGGGACAUCCUGUGGAGCAUGAAGUACUUGUCAGGGUUUAAGUGGGUCCAUCUGAACGAGCGGCUAGCGUACGAACGGGCCGUGGCCAAGGAGAAGAUGCGAGAACACAUACAACAGAUUCGCAAGGAAGCUUCGUAUCACGAAACAAAAGUGCACCACAAAGAGGUGGCACUGAAAAAUGCCGCAAGGGAGAAGAAAGGCAAAAAUAAAAAGCAAUAAAUAAAAAUCAUUUUGUUAACGGCAA
Anopheles gambiae (African malaria mosquito) is the source of this 1414-nucleotide messenger RNA. RefSeq lists its product as uncharacterized. Gene Ontology annotation, biological process: endonucleolytic cleavage in ITS1 to separate SSU-rRNA from 5.8S rRNA and LSU-rRNA from tricistronic rRNA transcript (SSU-rRNA, 5.8S rRNA, LSU-rRNA); endonucleolytic cleavage in 5'-ETS of tricistronic rRNA transcript (SSU-rRNA, 5.8S rRNA, LSU-rRNA); small-subunit processome assembly. NCBI's taxonomy places the organism in Eukaryota, Metazoa, Arthropoda, Insecta, Diptera, Culicidae. Gene Ontology annotation, cellular component: nucleolus. The record is from RefSeq and is a predicted model, not a curated record. The coding region runs from base 487 to 1389 and encodes 300 amino acids. The transcript is spliced from 2 exons. Gene Ontology annotation, molecular function: RNA binding.